AUGCUUAUGGUUGGUGCAGCGCAGCUGCUUCUCGUCACCAUUGCAUCAGCGACCCAGAUCUGCGUGUUGGAGCCAAAGCCGCUUCGCCGCUGCAUCGAAGCGGCCAGCGCUCUGUUUGCAGCUCCCGGCCCGGGCGACCGGCUCCGAGGGCGCCUGCUCUGGCAGGGCUUGGGCUGUGGGGAUGAGAGGCCGAGCCACGGCGAGGGCGCUCACGAGCCAGGAGAGAUUCAUUUCGUCCGGCGUGGGCGAUGCUCUUUUUCUGCGAAGUCGGCGGUGGCUGCUCGGCACGGUGCCAGCGCCGUGCUUGUGGCGGACUUCGAAUCGGCGCAGGACCACCAGGCCGCCGACACGCUCGUGGCCGGGUCACAAGGCCCGGCCGGGCGUGUGCCGCUCUGGCUGCUCGGCGCUGGCAGCGCGCGGCCGCUCCUCGAAGCCUUGGAAGCAGGAGAGCCGGUCCAGAUCGAAGUCGAAGUGGGGAAGCCGGCCGCUUCUAUCGUGAUGGAUGUCUGGCUGCCCCCUGAUGCUGGAACUCUCCUUGCAAGCCUGGCGCCGAAAGCGCGCGAUCUCCCGGGGCUGCGGGUCCGAGUGCACUUCCGUGUUGUGGCAGCUCCGGAGGAAGCGAGCCCUGCGCAGAUUGCUCGCCACUGCUAUGCUGGGCUCAGAGAGCUUUGUUCCGCCCGCGUUCUGCAGCAUUCGGAAACAACACCUGCUGCACCAUGGCUCCGCGAGGCCGUCUUUCAGCAUUGCUUGCUGCGCGGCUUUCCUGAACGAUAUUGGUGGAAGUAUGUGGAGAUGGCCAACUGCAGCUCCGACAGCUGCAGCCGGAGCUUGCUGGCACAGCUGGGCCUCAGCGCUCGCGAUGCGCGGGCGGUGCAGCAUUGUGCCGACUCGGAGGCCGCAUCUUUCCUGGAGGAUGACCGCGAAAGCGCACCUUGGGGUUCAGCUGAGGAGAUCGCCUUGCGCAUCAACGGCUGGCGUUACAGCGGGCCGCUGGAGGCUCCCCGUAUCCUUCGCACAAUUUGUUGGCAGUUGGAGCCCAGCGCCGUCUGCGAGGGCCUUCUGAGGAAGGAUGCGGAUACUGGGCACGGCCUUCUCCUAUGGCACUUGGCUGGCUGUUGCAUGCUGGCCGUCACAGCCGGUUGCAUCUUAAGGGGCCCGUUGAUGUGGUCGGUGAGGCGGCUGCUACGCCGCUUGGGCCACGUGAGCAAGGCAGCAUGA
This is a messenger RNA of Symbiodinium sp. CCMP2456, 1218 nucleotides long. The record is from the annotation of a GenBank genome assembly. Lineage: Eukaryota; Dinophyceae; Suessiales; Symbiodiniaceae.